AUGUCAGAAUACAAUCUUUCUCUUCAAAACAAAGUAGCAAUCGUUACAGGAGCUUCACGAGGAAUUGGAGCAGCAAUAGCUGAAACUUUGGCACGCCGUGGUGCUAAAGUAGCCAUUACCUUUACCUCUGACAGCAGCAUUGAUGCGGCAGAACUAUUGGUGAAAAAAAUUAAGGGUUUUGGCACCUCAGCAGAUGCAAUCAAAAUUCAGGCAGAUUUACGUGAUGUUUCAAGUGCUAAACAUAUUGUUGAUACCACAGUACAAGCUUUUGGUUCCACCAUCCAUAUCCUUGUCAACAAUGCGGGAUGCGCAGGUCAACCAAAACCUAUAGGAACAAUCACCAUAGAAGAUUAUUCGAGUAUUUUUGAUGUAAAUGUUCGUGGCGUCUUUUUCAUGACAGAAGCAAUUGUGCCAUAUCUUCCCAAAAAUGGAGGAAGAAUCAUUAAUAUCGGAAGCUUAGGUGGAAGGAUGGGAUUUCCUCAAAAUUCUGUAUACUGUGCAAGCAAAGCAGCAAUCGAAGGUUUUACAAGAUGUUGGGCCGCCGAAUUAGGCCCUCAAGGCCAUACCGUAAAUCAAGUUAAUCCAGGAGCUGUUGAAACAGAUAUGUUUAAGGGAGUUCCAGAUGAAAUAAUUCAGUUUGCAAAAAAAAUGACUCCAUUUGAAAAUCGCAUUGGAUUACCUUCUGACAUUGCUGAGGUUGCUGCUUUUGUUGCUGAAGAUAGAAGUCGAUGGAUCACUGGGCAGGUAAUUUCAGCUUCUGGUGGAUGGGCCAUGUAUUAGAUGGUU
Molecule: messenger RNA, 786 nt
Organism: Schizosaccharomyces cryophilus OY26
Lineage: Eukaryota; Fungi; Ascomycota; Schizosaccharomycetes; Schizosaccharomycetales; Schizosaccharomycetaceae
Product: 3-ketoacyl-acyl carrier protein reductase
Exons: 1
Coding region: 1-780 (259 amino acids)
Molecular function (GO): oxidoreductase activity
Source: RefSeq, a predicted model, not a curated record